Neltuma alba is the source of this 2538-nucleotide messenger RNA. RefSeq lists its product as uncharacterized. The coding region runs from base 466 to 2022 and encodes 518 amino acids. NCBI's taxonomy places the organism in Eukaryota, Viridiplantae, Streptophyta, Magnoliopsida, Fabales, Fabaceae. The transcript has 6 exons. The record is from RefSeq and is a predicted model, not a curated record.
ACAGAAAAUCAGAAUAAAAAUAUACGAAUUAGCGGACAGAUCAGGUAAUACCAUCUAGUUUUUCACAUUUCGCAGGAACGCAAGUUUCAGCGUCGGAAGGGAAAAGAGACUAACUGCACAGUGCACACCCAGGCUUUUUUUACCAUUGCCCUUUUCCUCCCUUCUUCUUUUGGUUAAAUGAACUUCUUUUUGAAUUUUUUAUGUUCAUUUUGAAUACUGGUCGGCAUUUUUUAAUUGGAAAAUAUAGCUUCAAGAUUACGCUUGGAAAAAGUUACAUUUCGGUUCUGUUUUGUUCUGGUUGGCCAUUGCCAUCAUCACUCACAGUGUCAUUUCAUUUUUAUAUAUAAACAUCAGAACUCACCUUCUCCUUUUUCCUAAAUUCCUGAUCAUGAAAGCGCUGCUGAAGCGGGUGAUUUCAUCAACUGCUGAGGUGUGAGCCAGUUGUGACUGUUAGUUUGAGUGUAAAUGGCGGAAGUGGACUCGUGGAGAGAUGAGUUCUCCAGUCUUCUGGACAGCUCCGGCGUGCGUUAUACUGGAGAUCCAGUGGAAUCCUCCACGCCGUCGUUUGAGGUGAGAAGAUCAGAGUAUGUGCCCCGUGAAUCGCUGACAGUUGAAUCGGAGGGAUCAGCAGAGAGCUUCAAGGAUCAGGCCGUGGGAUUUGUGAUGGCUUGGUGUGAGAUACUUACGGAAUUUGGUAGAGGUUGUAGGGACAUUGUGCAGCAGAAUUUCUUGAACGAAAACUCAUAUGUACUGAGAAAGCUCCGAGGGCCUUGUGCCAAGGCUUCAGAGAGAUUAAGGUUUCUGAAUGAUUUUUUGCCCGAGGAUCGGGAUCCGUUUCAAGCUUGGUCGGUCGUGUUCUUCGUUUUCAUUCUUGCACUUGCAGCUAUUAGUGUAGAUCCCAACGGUGACUCUGUAGCCCCAGUGGUAAAGGUGCGCGUGCAUCCUCCUAGUGCUAGGCGCAUACUUCUUCCUGAUGGUAGAUACAUGGCUUAUGACGAGCAAGGUGUUCCUGCUGAAAACUCUAGAUUUUCCCUUGUUGCUCCACAUGCUUUUCUUUCGUCCAGGCUGGCAGGUAUACCUGGGGUUAAAUCUUCUCUUCUUGAAGAGUAUGGCAUACGUUUAGUCACAUAUGAUCUUCCUGGUUUUGGGGAGAGUGAUCCUCAUCCCAAGAGAAAUCUUAACUCCUCGGCCAUGGAUUUGCUGCAUCUAGUCAAUGCUGUCAAUGUUAGUGACAAAUUCUGGGUUAUGUGCCACUCUAGCGGAUGCAUUCAUGCUUGGGCUUCACUCCGAUACAUUCCUGACAGAAUUGCAGGUGCAGCUAUGCUAGCUCCUAUGAUCAAUCCAUUUGAGCCACGUAUGACUCAGAAUGAGAUCAAAAGAACUUGGGAGAAGUGGCUGCCAAGGAGGAAGUUUAUGUAUUCAUUGGCACGUAGAUUUCCAAAGCUUCUCUCCUUUUUCUACCGGAAAAGCUUCUUGUCAGGAGAGCAUGAUAAGAUUGAUAAGCAGUUGUCCUUUUCACUGGGAAAGAAGGAUGAAAUUCUGAUAGAAGAGCCAGUAUUUGAAGAAUUUUGGCAGCGGAAUGUGGAGGAGUCAGUGCGCCAGGGGAACACACAGCCAUUUGUAGAGGAAGCUGUUCUGCAUGUGACAAACUGGGGAUUUGAUUUAACGGAGCUUCAGGUGCAUAAGAAGUGCCAAACAGGAGGCUUGCUUCUUUGGUUGAAGUCGAUGUACAGCCAAGUAGAAUGUGAAUUAGCAGGAUUUCUUGGCCCUAUAAACAUAUGGCAGGGAUUGGAUGAUAGGGUGGUUCCACCAUCAAUAGCAGAAUACAUUGGACGAGUUUUGCCGGAGGCAGUUAUCCAUAAGCUUCCAAAUGAAGGUCACUUGUCCUAUUUCUUCUUCUGUGAUGAAUGUCAUAGGCAGAUAUUCUCCACCCUUUUUGGAAACCCUCAAGGCCCGCUUGAAAAACAAGAGGAAACUGCAAUUGAGGAAGAUUUACCAGUUUUUGCUUCUGAUAUGGAAUGACUCGUGGCUACUCAUUCAUGCUUCCUUAGGCUGUGAUUGUAAAUACCACAGGCUGCUCCUCUGCUGGAUGGAGCUUGAAAGACGACAAUAUUCAUUACUAGUCCGAAAAUUUCGGGUCAUAAGAGCUUUUGGAGAUAGAGGUAAAGCAACAACACGUCACUAAGGUUGUUUUUUUUCCCACUUUUCCACACUACAUUGCAUCACUUAUCUCGUUUAGGAUGUUUUAUGGUAUCUACAUUAACUGAGCGGCAGAAGUCUGUCCAAUGGCUAACACUUUUAGGGGGGGGGGUCAUUUUCCCGCCUGGCUAAUUGGAUCCUCCGGAAAUGCUCGUUGCCUCUUGGUGCUUGACUGCAUGCCACAGAUGUCGCUGUAAAGCAUAUAAAAAUAAAACGAACGGGUUAUCCCACCCCCUAAAAUAUAAUUCGAUCUGAAUAUCUUAUUUUAGCUAAAGAUUUAUGAGGAUUAUGAUAUUUGUUGACAUUUGAAUUAAGGUAAAGUACAACGCUUUUACAAGA